AUGCAGUUGAAAGCAUCCAAGGGAACUACUGUCACAGGUGAAUCAUCAGGAAUUGGGGAGGUACUGUACAUUCCAAUCUCCAACAAUUUCAGUUUGAUGCAUGCAUUUUCCAUGUCUUCGGCACCUUUCUCUUCGGCCUUCCUUGCUGUAUAUUAUUGCAUUUUCCAUCUGGUUUUGAGUCUUUCAACGUCUACCUUUUAUGAUACAAAUACGAGUAGAAAUCCAAUCAGUCUCUUUGUAGUGGACCAUCUCGUCAACAAUGCAGGAAUUGCUUCUAUGUGCCUGAUUGAAACUGCUAUUGAUAUUACAGAAUUUGAGCCGGUUAUCGUAAUUUUUAAGAUUCUGGCAAGCAAAGCAGCAUUGCUCAGCAUCUACGAGACAAUGAGAGCUGAACUGGCUCCAGAAAUCUCCAUAACUACUGCAACUCUUGGUGUUAUAGAGCCAGAGAUGUCCAAAGGGAAGUACCUCGACAGAGAAGGAAUCACUCAAGUAAACUCAGAUUCGGCAAGUGUAAGAUACCUGGACCUAAUAAAGAUGUCAAAUUUCUUUUCAAAUGUAAACGGUGGUUGCGGAUGUUUGCAGACUUUUAUUAAUCAGCUGCCAGUCAUGAGUACUAGUGCUUGUGCAAAAUCAAUUGUGGUUGCAAUAUGCAGGAAAGAAAGAUAUGUGACAGAACCAAAAUGGCGGCGAGUUUUCUUCCUCUUGAAAACCUUCUGUCCUGAACUAGUUGAGUUUGCUAACCACAUGUACUGCUUGCAAAUGAAAGCCUGGUUAGCUAAAAAAUCUUCCUUGCCACCGUCAGAACAUAAAACAGACAAGCUGCAGAAUUAUUAAAAAAAAAAAAAAAAGAGGGCUGCAACAUCUGGCUGUAGUCCACAAUGACUAAAUUUCUGAUGGUACUUUAAGGUCAUUUCCAUCUCGGAAAGGUGAAGACUGAGUCGUGUUCUGAAACUCUAACCUCCAACGCUACCAAGCUCCAAAUUAGCACAUGUAAUAAUACCAGUGAUUCUAGAUGGUAUUCACCUAAUAUUGAAUAAUUGACUGUGUGUGUAAGACACAUCAAUUCUCUUUCCUGCGAAAUGUAAGUCAAAAAACUGUUUGGCCAGUGACAAACAAAACCAUUCUGAUAUUUGAGGUUUGUGUAAUGGUGAUGAGAUUAAGCAAGAGACAAAAAAAAUAUGGAACUGUGUGAUGACACAAAACCUAUUGUAUGGCUUAGAGCUUCAUGAGGUGAAAAUUCUAAAGAGAAAAAUACCAUUAGUACUUCAGUAUGGGUCAUUACCCUAUCCUGAAACUGCCAAGUUUUUAAAUAUGAUGUAUAUGUUUACAUGUUGCAUUGGUACUUCAAGAUUGAUUGUUUUAGGCACCAAAGUUUCAUAUUCCACUCAUAUUAUUUAACCCUCCUAUUUGUCUGAGCUUGAACAUAAACAGCACGCAUCUCUACGCAACAAUUGUGCAACUUAUGCGAAAUUUCUGGUACUGAAGCCAUGAUUCAGCUCAUGACAUCAUAAAGAUACAAAAUUCAAUGUUAAAGAUACAGUACUAAGUAAAAGAUUUUUUUUUUUUUUUAAAACCCAACUGCAAGUAAAUACACAAACCUGUACUGAAGAAAUGAAAACUCUCCAAGUACAAACUUUGCAAAGAGCUAAUUUCCAACAAUGAACCAUUCACAAAAAAACUGAAAUACAAAAUAAAAUUGGGAAGGACCACGACAACAGCAAAUUUAGAGCAACAUUAAUGGAGAUAAAAUUUGCUAACAUGCAAAACCACAAUCUCAACACAGAAAAGCCUGAUUUUGCAAAAGGAUAGGUUUAAGCUAGAAGCCCACAAAUGUAGAAGGUCUAACUUCACUAAUCACCAAAAGAAGUGGUUUACCAAAACACAUCCAACCGGAGGGACUGAAGCUUUGACCACGUAUAAAAAUCAGGAAAUCCCAAAUCAAGGUUGAAUUUUGUUCAUGUCGUAUUUGACGACAUGCCAAAAGGAAUCUUAACGACAGUUAUCUCAACCCAAAAAUCAAAAAAUUGACUGACAAUUAAAUCAUCUGAAGCAAAACUUUAGCUCCCAAUUGAACACACUCAACGAAUGAACAGAUAAAAUGAGUGAAAAAACAGAGUGGAAGGCUCAGAUUUGUGUAAUUGAAUCAGGCAAAGAAAAUGUGACACCGCCAUGGCUGCAAACUCCGGUUGCUGCGUGUAAGGAAGAAAAGCCAACCUCUGGCACCCUUACCACAACGCCAUCCGGGUUGCCCCGCCAAGAUACGGGUCAGCAUGCCUCAAAGCCUGACUUGCUCCGAGAAUUUAACAAGACGAAGAUCGUCACAGCCUUAUUCUUCUACUCAGGAUCUUCCAAAGGAUUAGGGGGCGCUUGAUAAAGGUAUGGAGUAGAACUAGAAUCAUCAGAAUCAGUAGUAGUACUCCACAGAAACAGCUCAGGGGAGGUUUAUGAAAUUAUCCCAGAAAACAGCAAAAGAAAGACUAAAGAUUAAAGGGUUGUUGGUUAUUAUCAUUUUCUUUCAAGAAAAUGAAAAAAAGAAGUCAUGGGCAGAACGGAGAGGGGCAACCACCCUUACAGAAUUCCCAUCUUUCUCCAUUGCCUCGUUCUUAGCCUCCCGGAGCAGACACCUUGGCGUCAAAUUAACUCUUUCUUUGGGUGAGUACUUGGGUUUUAAAGGGUUUUUCCUUUUUGGGUCAAAUUAAUUACCUGGCACGGUUUGUUACCCGAGUUGGUUUGACUUUGAUGGACUAAGAGCGUAAU
This is a messenger RNA of Coffea arabica (coffee), 2757 nucleotides long. The record is from RefSeq and is a predicted model, not a curated record. Lineage: Eukaryota; Viridiplantae; Streptophyta; Magnoliopsida; Gentianales; Rubiaceae.